Jatropha curcas is the source of this 880-nucleotide messenger RNA. RefSeq lists its product as uncharacterized. The record is from RefSeq and is a predicted model, not a curated record. NCBI's taxonomy places the organism in Eukaryota, Viridiplantae, Streptophyta, Magnoliopsida, Malpighiales, Euphorbiaceae.
CAGAAACAGCGACAAGAGGGCUUGAAGAGCUUGCAGUAGCAGUAACGAAACAUAGACGGUUGCAUAGAAACAAUAAACACCCGCCCAACCCUACAGCUUGCUCAAGAAACGAAGGCAGAGCAACAGAGCACGACGGGAAGAAACACGAGAUGGAAUUUUUAUUAUUGGUUUUCUCGAAUAUAAGGCCUUAGACUACUCUUGGGCCUCACAAACAUAAAAUAAACAAAAGAAGGUCCAGCUUCUCUUAAACGCACAAGUAAAAACAAGUGGCAAUGAGUACAGAGACGCAGAAAAAAUCUGGGCCGCCUCAAAUUGUUAGAUUGGAUAAGGCUUUGAAAUUGGCUGAACAAUGGGUUAAUAACAUGAGCAAUUCUGUAGAGGAUGAGAAAAAAGAAGUAGAACCAGAGGGUCGACCUAACAGGCUUGGACUUGGCGCGAAAGUUGCUCGUGAAUUCAGAGUUGGACCAUUAAAUGAUCCUGUUGAAAGGAAGUUGCAUGCCAAAUUGGAAGCUGGAAAAAGAAAGGCUGCUAAAAGCAUUGAGGAGUCCCUUCCAACUAAAAACGAGGGACGCAAUAGCAAUGAUAAUGAUGAUGAUAGUGAUGGUGAAUUGGAAAGUAGAAAUAGUGCAUUUGCCAAGAAGAGAGCAGGUCCUCCAACUCCAUCUUUACAGUUAAAGAAGAAACAGAAGUAGAUGGUAACUUUGUCAAGAUCGAAUUAUUUUGUGUAAUAUUGAUGCUUAUUUUUCAAUAUGAAAAUAUAUGUCAAGACUUGGUAGCAUUUGCAUUUUCCAAUCAAAUUGCAUAAUUUGAGAGGCUACGUUGCUAUGUAAGAUACAAGUUCAUUUGACCUCGAAGAGCUUGUGGUUUUUUGAGUCUGAUA